GUUGUUUUAUAAAGGUCCAUGCUUGGUUUAUGACAUAGUUUUGUCCCUCUUCUCAGGGUUUUCUUUUUUUGUUUUCCUUCUAAACUGUGCUCCUAAAAGUUGCUGUGCUGAAAGACAGUACACGAUAGAUGCCGUAGUCUUCGUAUGAAUUAUCACAUCCUUGGCAAUUGUCCGUUCCUCGUUGUGUUUUUAAGUCACUCCAAAACAGUAGAUUGCAUUUCAUCAGUGGGGUUUUCUCCCCGCGAAAACAGUCUUUCUGUUGAGUAACUUCACGUACGCUAUGUACUGUUGAGAUUGAGGUUUUCUAUAAUGGGAAAGUCGUUUGAUUGAAAGAUAAUUCAAGAGCUUUUGCUAUCCCAAAACUGUGAUAUUAUUCCAAGCUCCGUUCAGCAUUAUGGCAAACCUUCUUUAGAGACAACUGCCCUUUCUACAACUGAGAAUCAUGUCUUCAGUGCUGAUGAACCUCAAAGUUUGUUCCUGUAGAUGAUGGCUGUAAAUUAUUCACCAGAUUCUUGUCAUCAGGAAAUGACCAAGCUCCAGAGCAAUCAUUCGACCGAUAACACGUCUAUCGUCACAACUGCAGAAGUAUCAAGUGCAGAAACAACUGAAUCACCAAGGCAGCAACCUCGAGCAGUAACCAUGGCAUCAGAUUCUUCUACUAUGUCAUACAGUACUGUCCAUGUUCAGCAAAGCCCGGGAUUGUCAUUACGUUUAACCAAGGCAGCAUCUGAGCCUYAUAAUCCACGUAAAACCUUAGUGAGAAGUCAAGCUCUUCGCAGUACACCAUCUCCACCACCAUCUGGACAAAUUGAAGAGUUAGAGGGGUCAGCGCCAUUAACAGUAACAAGUGCAAGUUUUGAGUAUUCAUACCACGCUAAUGACAGUGACAUGAUAUCAACACCCAGGCAAGAAUACAUGGCUCAUAAACAAGGGUCUUUUUCWAGGGAUAAUUCUUUUGAAUACACYGAUUCCACUGGGACAGAUUUGCAUGAAUUUAUUGUGAAAACACUAAAGAAUCCAAGGGAUAGAAAAUUUGUAUUAAAGCUUGAGCAUGACUUUUUGAACUUCAUUCAAGAUCCGCUGAUUAUCUUCAUAAAGUAUCCACCAAUGACGUCGUACUACAGGAUGAUAGUACACAGGGUGGCUGCAUUUUUUGGUAUGGAGCAUAAUGUUGACCAGCAGACUGGAAAGUCUGUCAUUAUCAACAAGAGUAUCAACACAAGAAUACCAGAGCAAAGAUUUGCAGAUCUAGUAUCUCUAAGUAGAGAAGAUUCAGAAGAUUCAGAAGGAUCUAUGCCAAAAUCGAUUCUUAGACGAGACAAYAUUCCUCUAAGUGACAGUACUCCUCCAAAAAUUGACAGUCCAUUGCUUGCAAGUCUUAGCAUGGACGAUAAACGUCAGAAGUCUUUUGAGGAGAGAGAGGAAGAGUACAGGAAAGCAAAAGAAAGAAUAUUUAAUCAGAGUUCGCAGUCUUCACAGUCGUCRCAGUCUUCCAAGGGCGAUGGAGAUAUUCCUCAACCUCAGAUACUUACAAGGGAAGACACAGAGUUAUUAUCUCAAGAAGCAAUGCCUAGGAUUCUAUUAAAGUCRCAGUCUUUUGAUGAGAGGACCAUGGAUAAAGGAUCAGUGGCACGAUCAGGAAUUAGAAUUAUGUCCAAUAGGGUGUUAAACAGGUCAAGCAGUAGUCCUGGUGGAAGUGCUGCUGCCUUUGCUGCYGCUGAACGAUUUAAUAAAUCCACAGAAAGCCCAAAAGGAACUAGAGURCCUCUUGCAGGUUAUCCAGUGUCUGGAAUGCAGUACUGGACACCAGAGGGGGUUCCUGUGGUACCUGUUCAUGGCAAUGAGGUGCCAAUGGUACAAGGUCAUGCUGGAAUGCAAGGAAUGGUUYCUGUCAUGGGCACCACUACACCACAACAAGGUAAUGUGGUUUGGCAAUUACCUAAUGAAUCUAUACAGCAAGGCAUGAUGCUUAUAAACCCAAGUACAGGAACGCCAGCACUAGGACCUGAUGGUAACCCAGUCAUUGUCCAUCCUUCAUACCAACCAAUGGUUAUGAAACCAGGCAGUAAUCCAGCUUAUCCUCAACAAGCACAGCAACACAGACCACAGCAACAGUCUACCACACAGGUUGGUCAGUCCCCUACAUUGUCUCCAGGGCAGAUGGUUCUUCCUUAUAUKGGUAUGCAGCAUCCCAUGUUUGUUGUCCAGCAACCAGGACGAUCACACUAUGGACAGCAGGGAUCAGAAGGCUUAAGCCAAGUACACUGGUCUGGUAAUACACAGCAAAUGGCAUCAUACCAGGAUUUAGGCAAUCAGUUUAGUGGUAUGACAAUUACUGGACAACCCCAAGACAUGGACCAACCAAUACAACAUGGAAUWAUAGCUACUGAAUCMGGAGCUUCAGCUUCRUCAACUACUUCCACAUCAAUGUAUGCAUCAAGUAUCUCACAAGGGUCCAGUCAACCAGGCCAAGUACAGUACGUCAUGCUUCCUCCCCAAAGCAUGCACCCCCAUCAAGGUAUUCGACCCAUGGUUGGACCUCACAUGGUAGCUCCAUCCAUGCAGCCAACUAACUCCCCUCAGCAGAAUCCUACAUAUGUAGUACCGCCUCAAACGMCUUAYUCUCCUUCAGCAUUUCAACCACAGUAUGGUUUUAGUAAAGAUGGGCCUAUUGUUCAAACUCAACGAUCACAGUCGCCACCCACACCACCACGAACGUCCUCACCUUCAUCUUACAGUCAACAGUCAGGUCAAAACACWCAGUAUCAACACCAACCAGCAACAGCACCCACUCAAUCCCCUGUUCUUAGACAAAUGGUUCCUUUAGUAGUUGCAGGAACACAGCAAGUCCCUGUAGGCGCCACAGUUUUACMAAGUAAUCARCCUAGUCAGAUUCCUUCUCAAGGAGGUGGCAUGACCCCUUACCAUGUUGUACCAGUUCCUGCGCAAUUCCACCAACCUGGACAAAAUMGAGUSUAUAAUAUUGAUAGACGAGGUGCCAAGUCGUCUGAGAURUAUGAAGGUGGUAUGGUGGUUGGUCAGCCAGGAAUGGCUCAAGUUGCWUAUGGACAAUACGGGGAACAGAUAGCAAUGAUACCUCAAGGUGAUCGAUAUGGACAGUAUUUUCAACCUCAAAGGUUUGGUCAGCCACAGGCAGUAAGYGGAUCUAGUGCAUCUCAYCAUCAAUACUCGAAGCACAAAUCCAAACAAUAUCACAAGAAAAAGGACAGUCCACGUGAACAAAGUUUGAAGAAACAAAGCAGCAAAUCGUCUGACAUCGACACAUCGUCAGGAGGCAAUGUACUAGAAAUAUAUGACUUACCCACYGGUAUAAAAGACCAAGAAGCCGACGAGCUGUUUGAGGACUUGAAAUCAGCUGGCGCCAAAAUUAAAUGGCAAGAUGAUACCCGUGAGACUGUGCGGGCUGUAUUUUCUUGUGCUGCUGACGCCGACCAAGCUCUGGCCGCCAUAAACCACCCUCGGUACAAACUACGUUUCCCAGUGGACGCGAGUUCAUCAGUGCAGUCGAAUCCAUAGGAAUUUUUUUAUGUUACAAUAUGGCUUUAUUUUUAUUUUGUAUUUUGAUUUUUAUAUGCCAAUUCUUGUUGAAUCUAAUCGAAUUCUCAUUAUAAAAAGUAUGCAGAAACAAAGGCCGAUAAUGAAUAGGAAUUAAAGUGAGGUCGUGCACCUCAGAAAGUUGUAAAAAGUGUCGUUAGUAAACGUCCGUAACGAUU
Molecule: messenger RNA, 3734 nt
Organism: Exaiptasia diaphana
Lineage: Eukaryota; Metazoa; Cnidaria; Anthozoa; Actiniaria; Aiptasiidae
Product: R3H domain-containing protein 1
Exons: 19
Coding region: 484-3537 (1017 amino acids)
Molecular function (GO): nucleic acid binding
Source: RefSeq, a predicted model, not a curated record